Molecule: messenger RNA, 1094 nt
Organism: Pomacea canaliculata
Lineage: Eukaryota; Metazoa; Mollusca; Gastropoda; Architaenioglossa; Ampullariidae
Product: organic cation transporter protein-like
Exons: 4
Coding region: 1-699 (232 amino acids)
Source: RefSeq, a predicted model, not a curated record
AUGGUGUACUACGGCCUCGGUCUGAACGUGGGCAACCUGUCAGGUGGUCUGUACCUCAACUUCAUGUACGCCAGCAUCGCCGAGACCUUGUCGUGUGCGCUGUGUGUCGCGCUGCUGAACCGCUUGGGUAGACGGGUGCUGCACUGCCUGACCAUGCUGCUGGGUGGUGUGGCCUGUGUGGCCAUCGUCUUCCCCGUUCUCUAUGGAACUGACAGUAAAGUCUCUUUGAUUCUCGUAUGGAAUCUCCAAGUGUGCCCUUCCCCACAAAUUGGGUCUCAGCUGGUUGACCAUCACAUUGUCCAUGGUCGGCAAGUUCAGUGUGUCGGCUGCUUUCACAGUCAUCUACAUCUUCUCGGCAGAGCUUUUCCCGACAAUAGUUCGAAACUCGGCAGUGGGGCCAGCUCUUUCUCCGCACGAAUCGGGGGCAUUGUCUCUCCUUACAUCGCUGACAUAAGUUCCUUUGUACGCAGCGACUUCGGCAUCGCUCUUCCCUAUGGAAUAUUCGGGGUCCUGGCCAUCGCCGCUGGUCUGGCCUCGCUAUGGCUACCGGAAACUCUCAACAAAACACUACCAGAGACCAUCGACGAAGCCAGAAAUUUCGGAAGAGACAAGACAAGCAAGGAAUCGUGCAAACAGAAAGAUAUCAAUUCCAACGAACCUAAGGCUGAAGAAAUGAAGGAAGUGUGGACCAGAUUCUAGACAAACACUGUACAUUAGACUUGCUGGUCAGUGCCACCAUCUUACUUUAGCUGUGUUCUGUCUGUGACAGAGAAACAAUGUCUCAUGCUGGAGUCUCUAUUAUUUAAACAUCGUUGUUGAUGUUAAAAAUAUUCUACGGUAAUAAGCAGAUGACAAGAUGUCGCCGAAGUUUUCGUGCGAAUGUCUCCAUUAUCUGAACACUAUUUCUUUUUUUUUUUUUACCUGGCAGCAAAGGAGUUUGGUGCCUAGUAAUGGACUAUAUGUGUAAUUUGCAAUAAAGCACACCUCCUUUAAUUAACAUAUUUUUACCGCAAUACAUUUCCUAGGUUAGAUAAGGUUUUGCUCAACAUAUACAGAUGUAAGCUAAUACCAAUAUAAGGUUUAUGUUAACAGAU